AUGAAGUUCACCCUGGGCCUGGGGUCGCGGGCGUGGAGAGUGUCCUGGGAACGGGCGACAGAGGCGGGAGCAAGUCCUGGGGCGGGCAGUGGCGCGCUCCGCGGCGGCGCACUGCGCGUCUCCAGCCCGCGGCCCGGCCGCCGCGGAUCUAGGCUCGCGCACGCCCUCCCUCUAUGCCUCUCCGGCGGUGGCGGCGCCCGAGCUCUCCCGGACUGCUCCGGGCCCAGCCCCCGCCGCUCCGGCGCCAGGCAACUGGUUGGCUCAGGCGCUAUGGAGCAGACCUACGGCGAAGUGAACCAGUUGGGCGGCGUGUUCGUCAAUGGCCGCCCCCUGCCCAACGCCAUCCGCUUGCGCAUUGUGGAAUUGGCACAGCUGGGCAUCCGACCCUGUGACAUCAGUCGGCAGCUUCGCGUCUCCCACGGCUGCGUGAGCAAGAUUCUGGCGCGCUACAAUGAGACGGGCUCCAUUUUACCCGGGGCCAUCGGGGGCAGCAAACCCCGCGUCACCACCCCCAACGUAGUAAAGCAUAUCCGGGACUACAAGCAGGGGGACCCCGGCAUCUUUGCCUGGGAGAUUCGCGACAGACUGCUGGCCGACGGCGUCUGCGACAAGUACAACGUACCCUCGGUGAGCUCCAUCAGUCGCAUCCUGCGCAACAAGAUUGGCAGCCUAGCGCAACCCGGGCCUUACGAGGCAAGUAAGCAGCCGCCGCCGCAACCUGCACUGCCUUAUAACCACAUCUACCAGUAUCCCUACCCCAGCCCGGUGUCGCCCACCGGCGCUAAGAUGGGUAGCCAUCCCGGGGUGCCGGGCUCGGCGGGCCACGUCAGCAUUCCGCGUUCAUGGCCCUCGGCACAUUCGGUCAGCAACAUCCUGGGCAUCCGGACGUUUAUGGAGCAAACAGGGGCCCUGGCCGGGAGCGAAGGCUCCGCCUAUUCCCCCAAGAUGGAAGAGUGGGCCAGCGUGAACCGCACGGCCUUCCCUGCCACCCCAGCAGUGAAUGGGCUGGAGAAACCUGCCUUGGAAGCGGACAUUAAAUAUACUCAGUCGGCCUCGGGCAUCUCGGCUGUAAGCAGCUUCCUUCCAGCCUGCGCUUACCCAGCCUCCAACCAGCACAGCGUAUAUAGCGCGCCAGGCGGCGGGUACCUUGCCCCCGGCCCGCCUUGGCCACCGGCGCAGGGACCCCCGCUGGCACCCCCAGGGGCCAGCGUCACAGUACACGGCGGGGAACUUGCCGCAGCAAUGACCUUCAAGCAUCCUAGCCGAGAAGUGGCCGACCGGAAGCCUUCCAGUCCAGGGGGCAAGGCCCCCGAUGCCCUCAGUAGCUUACAUGGACUUCCCAUCCCGGCCUCCACCUCCUAGGGGCAACUCUUCCCCAGCCCCAGCCUGAGCCUGAGGAAACUGCGGAAGGCUGGACGGCCCAGGGCGCGCAGCUCCGCCCUGCAGCGGUGGCGCAGGAAGACCCUAGGACACGCAGAGGAGGAACCAACCCGGGCCGGCGGCAAGGACACAUUCAGUCAACCCCUGGCUACAUUCUGCCUCUAGCCUGGGCAGCACAGUUUCUUUAUGGGCCGGGGUAUUUUGACUUUUCUGAACUUUGGCUUUAGACCGUUGCACCCUCGUGGAGAUUCUUGCUCCGACUUGGCGUCCCUUGCCCUGCCAGACUCAAAUUUCUUUUUCUUUUUUUUUAAUCAUCUUUUUUCUGCUCUUCCUCCCUUCCUCCUCCCACUUCUCUUUCUCUCUCUCCCCUUUUCUUUCUUUCCUUUU
Messenger RNA from Ictidomys tridecemlineatus (thirteen-lined ground squirrel), 1767 nucleotides. It is a transcript of the gene Pax1, whose product is annotated as paired box 1. The record is from RefSeq and is a predicted model, not a curated record. Gene Ontology annotation, molecular function: DNA-binding transcription factor activity, RNA polymerase II-specific; RNA polymerase II cis-regulatory region sequence-specific DNA binding. Gene Ontology annotation, biological process: regulation of transcription by RNA polymerase II; anatomical structure development. Lineage: Eukaryota; Metazoa; Chordata; Mammalia; Rodentia; Sciuridae.